AUGACUUGUCAUGCGCUUUCGUGCGUCCCGGCCCCACCUCCCCGGGCGGCGGCUCGCCCGGCUGCGGGGCCGCCCCCCUGGGAUGCGAGGCGCGGCUUCCUCCCCCUGCUCGCGAGUAGGCGUGCUGGCGCGAGGCAUGCCCGCUCCUUCGCGCCGGGGCUGCGGGCUGCGAGGGGCGAGGCGGCGGGCGGGCCGGGGAUGCUGCGGCUGCUGCUGGCCGGGGCGCUGCUGAGCGCGGCGGGCGGGGCGCAGGUGGGCUGGCGGCGGCGGGGCCGGCCGGCGCGGCAGGUGAGCCCGGCUUUCCUGUCCCUCACCCUGGAUGCCAACCUGGCCACCGACCCGCGCUACAUCACCUUCCUCAGCUCUCCGAAGUUGCGGACCUUAGCAAGAGGCUUAUCGCCUGCCUUUCUGAGAUUUGGAGGCACCAAAACAGACUUCUUGAUCUUUGACCCCAAAAAGGAACCCACGUUUGAAGAGAAGAUCUUCUCAGACUUGUUGGCGAAACAAGAUGCUGCAGACUUUUGUGGAUCCAGACCUGCACCUUUGGACCUGAUACAGCACUUGCAGUCACAAUGGCCCUUCCAGGAGGUGCUCAUCCGUGGGGAGCUGGACAGGAAGAAACACAAAAACACCACCAUCACAAGAAGCACACUGGACAUUCUGUACAACUUUGCAAAGUGUUCCGAGCUGCACCUGAUCUUCGGACUCAAUGCGUUGCUCCGGACACGCAGCUCCCUCUGGGACAGCUCGAACGCUCGGUCCGUUUUGGAUUAUUGUGAUUCUCAGAACUACGACAUGUCUUGGGAACUUGGGAACGAGCCCAACAGCUUCAGGCUGAAGUCUGGCAUCCAUAUCGACGGCUUCCAGUUAGGACAAGACUUCAUACAACUGCGUCACCUUCUGGGCAACUACAGCCGCUACAGAAAUUCCAAACUGUAUGGGCCUGACGUAGGCAGGCCACGAAAGCACACUCAGAAGUUGCUGAGGAGCUUCCUGAAAUCGGGAGGGAAAGUAAUUGAUUCUGUCACGUGGCACCAUUACUAUGUAAAUGGACGAAAUGCUACCCGAGAAGAUUUCCUCAGUCCAGAUGUGCUAGAUACCUUCAUUGCAGACAUACAGGAUAUUCAGCAGAUUGUCGAUGCCACAGUACCAGGCAAGAAAAUAUGGCUGGGAGAGACAAGCUCAGCCUAUGGAGGUGGCGCUCCCCGACUGUCUAAUACAUAUGUUGCUGGUUUUAUGUGGCUGGACAAACUAGGACUGUCAGCUAAGCUGGGUAUCGAUGUGGUGAUGAGACAGGUCUUUUUUGGAGCGGGAACAUACCAUUUGGUGGAUGCCCUCUUCGAACCUCUGCCAGAUUAUUGGCUCUCUCUGCUGUACAAGAGACUGGUGGGCACGAAAGUCCUGGACGUCAGCCUGACGGGUGAAGACCACAGGAGGCUGCGAGUGUAUCUUCACUGCACAAACGAGCACCAUCCCAAAUACAGAGACGGUGACGUCACCCUGUUUGCCUUAAACCUCUACAAUAGCACAAAAUACCUGCAGCUCCCCUCUUACCUCUCCAACCAGACGGUUGAUGAAUACCUAUUACAGCCUUAUGGAAAAGAAAACAUCCUUUCCAGGUCUGUUCAACUAAACGGUCACAUCCUAAAAAUGUUAGAUGAUGAAACGUUACCAACCCUCAGGGAGAAGCCGCUCAGCCCAGGAACCAGUCUUGGACUUCCAGCUUUUUCAUACGGGUUUUUCGUAAUCCGAAAUGCCAAAGCGAUGGCUUGCAUUUAG
Molecule: messenger RNA, 1779 nt
Organism: Euleptes europaea (tarantolino)
Lineage: Eukaryota; Metazoa; Chordata; Lepidosauria; Squamata; Sphaerodactylidae
Gene: HPSE
Product: heparanase
Exons: 12
Coding region: 1-1779 (592 amino acids)
Cellular component (GO): membrane; extracellular matrix
Molecular function (GO): hydrolase activity, acting on glycosyl bonds
Source: RefSeq, a predicted model, not a curated record